Messenger RNA from Lactuca saligna, 1164 nucleotides. Lineage: Eukaryota; Viridiplantae; Streptophyta; Magnoliopsida; Asterales; Asteraceae. The record is from the annotation of a GenBank genome assembly.
AUGGGGUGCAAGGCUGCCAACCUCCCAUUCGUUUAUCUCGGUGUUCCCGUUGGGGCUAACAUGAACCUUAAAAGAAAUUGGAAACCAGUUAUUGACAAGGCCCCUAAUUCCGUUAUUGAUUUGUUGGAGAAGAUUCGCAGAAGAUUCCUUUGGGGUGGGACGGAUGAGAAAAACAAAAUCCGUUGGGUUGCAUGGAAGCAUGUUCUUGCGGAUAAGGAGUUGGAUGGUCUAGGUGUUUGCUCCCUUAAGAGCCUUAAUAUUGCUUUAUUAUAUAAAUGGAUAUGGAGGUUAAAAUCAGAGAACUCUCCUCUAUGGAAGCAAGUUAUUUGUGGGAUUCAUAAUCUUUCUCGCAAACCAAUUUAUAAUUUGUCCAAGAGAUCUAUCCCUGGUGUUUGGAAUAACCUGAUAUCUAUUUCGAGAAUUUUGGGAGAGAUGGGCCUCGACUUUUAUCAUUUCAUAUCAACCAAAAUUGGGUCGGGGCGGAAUACCCUAUUUUGGCUUGACAAUUGGAUUGGUGAUGGAAAUCUGGCUUUAAGGUUUCCUAACUUAUAUGCCUUGGAUAAACGUAAGUCUUGUUUUCUGGCAGAAAGAUUUUCUUCGAAUGGUUUUUUAUGGGCUUGGAGGAAAAAUCCUAGCCUUCCCGUGGAGAUGGAAAAACUGGCACAACUCUGUCGGCUCCUCGAUGGGGUUACCUUGUCCUCGGAUCCUAACUCUUGGAAAUCCAAGCUUUCUAGUGAUGGGCAGUUCUAUGUUAGAGAUAUUCGUAAGCUCAUCAACUCCAAAGUCACUGUUGGGACUAAUAGUACAACCGUUUGGGUAAAUCUUGUCCCCUUAAAAAUAAUCUGCUUUGUUUGGAGGGCUAGUUUGGAUGGUAUCCCUUCCUCCAUGGAUCUUUCAAGGAGGGGUGUGGGUGUUGCUUCUACCAGGUGUCUCUUUUGCAUUAAUGGUGUGGAUGUUAUGGAUCACUUGCUUAUUGCUUGCGAUCUCGCCAAGGAGGUGUUCAAGUGGAUUUUUAAGUGGUGUGAUGUCCCUUUCGUCUCCUUCUCUUCGGUCUCUGAAGCUUUGAAUUUUGCUGCUAAGUGGGGAAACUGCCCAAAAAAAAAGGAAGGUCUUUCUUGCCAUAUUGUACGGAGGUCUGUGGUGUAUUUGGAAGGGCCGGAAUGA